AUGGCUGACGACAAGGCCGUCGGCGCACCUGCGCUCGACACCAAUAUCGAGUCGGGCCGCUUUGAUGAAAAAAGGGCCCAGCAGCAGCAACAACAACAGCAGCAGCCAUACCACUCGGAGCAGCCUCACCAGCCCAAGAAGGCUGCCGCCGGCCAGGACGACGACGAGGAUGAGGACAUUGACGCUCUGAUCGAGGACCUAGAGUCGCAGGAUGGUCACGGCGGCAUGGAGGAGGAAGAGGAGGAAAAUACUCCGGGAGGCGGCCGUGUCAUCCCCGAGGACAUGCUCCAGACGGACAGCCGCGUUGGCCUUACCGAAUCCGAAGUCACCUCGCGCCGCCGCAAGUACGGUCUCAACCAGAUGAAGGAGGAGAAGGAGAACCUGUUCCUCAAGUUCCUGUCCUACUUUGUUGGUCCCAUUCAGUUCGUCAUGGAGGCUGCCGCUGUCCUCGCCGCCGGUCUCCAGGACUGGGUCGAUUUCGGUGUCAUUUGCGCUCUGCUGCUCCUCAACGCCUGCGUCGGGUUUGUCCAGGAAUACCAGGCCGGGUCCAUUGUCGACGAGUUGAAGAAGACGCUUGCCCUCAAGGCCGUCGUUCUUCGUGACGGCACUCUUAAGGAGAUUGAGGCGCCCGAGGUUGUCCCCGGCGAUAUCCUGCAGGUCGAGGAAGGCACCAUUAUUCCCGCCGAUGGCCGCAUCGUCACCGAGGAUGCUUUCCUGCAGGUCGACCAGUCUGCCAUUACUGGCGAGUCGCUGGCUGUUGACAAGCAUAAGAAUGACAACUGCUUCGCCUCGUCUGCCGUCAAGCGUGGGGAGGCCUUUGUAGUCGUCACCGCUACUGGUGACAACACCUUUGUUGGCCGCGCCGCCGCCCUCGUCUCGCAGUCUGCCGGUGGAACCGGUCACUUCACCGAGGUGCUCAACGGCAUCGGCACAGUCCUCUUGAUUCUCGUCGUCGUCACCCUCCUCGUCGUCUGGGUCUCGUCCUUCUACCGCUCCAAUGGCAUCGUCGAAAUCCUGCGAUUCACCCUGGCCAUCACCAUCGUCGGCGUCCCGGUCGGUCUCCCCGCCGUUGUUACCACCACCAUGGCUGUCGGAGCCGCCUACCUCGCAAAGAAGCAGGCCAUUGUCCAGAAGCUGUCCGCCAUUGAGUCCCUGGCCGGUGUCGAAAUUCUGUGCUCGGACAAGACGGGUACCCUGACCAAGAACAAGCUCUCUCUGUCUGAGCCCUUCACUGUCCCCGGCGUCGACCCCGAUGACCUGAUGCUCACGGCCUGCUUGGCCGCCUCCCGCAAGAAGAAGGGUAUCGAUGCCAUCGACAAGGCUUUCCUCAAGGCCCUCAAGUACUACCCCCGCGCCAAGGGAGUCCUGUCCAAGUACAAGGUUCUCGACUUCCACCCCUUCGAUCCCGUCUCGAAGAAGGUCCAGGCCGUUGUCCAGUCCCCGCAGGGCGAGCGCAUCAUCUGCGUCAAGGGUGCCCCUUUGUUCGUUCUCAAGACGGUCGAGGAGGAUCACCCCAUCCCCGAGGAGAUUGACAAGGCCUACAAGAACUGCGUCGCCGAGUUCGCCACUCGUGGUUUCCGUUCGCUCGGUGUUGCCCGCAAGCGUGGCGAGGGUGCAUGGGAGAUCCUCGGCAUCAUGCCCUGCUCUGAUCCCCCGCGUCACGACACUGCCCGCACCAUCAACGAGGCCAAGAACCUGGGUCUUUCCAUCAAGAUGUUGACUGGUGACGCCGUUGGCAUCGCCCGUGAAACGUCGCGUCAGCUCGGCCUCGGCACCAACGUCUAUAACGCUGAGCGUCUGGGUCUCGGCGGCGGCGGUGACAUGCCUGGUUCCGAGGUUUACGAUUUCGUCGAGGCUGCCGAUGGGUUCGCCGAGGUCUUCCCCCAGCACAAGUACUCCGUUGUCGAGAUUCUGCAGCAGCGAGGCUACCUGGUUGCCAUGACUGGUGAUGGUGUCAACGACGCUCCCUCCCUGAAGAAGGCCGACACCGGUAUUGCCGUCGAAGGUUCCUCGGACGCCGCGCGUUCCGCCGCCGACAUUGUCUUUCUUGCGCCUGGUCUUGGUGCCAUUAUUGAUGCCCUCAAGACCUCUCGCCAGAUUUUCCACCGCAUGUACGCCUACGUCGUCUACCGUAUCGCCCUGUCUCUGCACAUGGAGAUCUUCCUCGGUCUCUGGAUCGCCAUCCUCAACAACAGCUUGCAAAUCGAGCUCGUCGUCUUCGUCGCCAUUUUCGCUGACAUUGCCACCCUGGCCAUUGCCUACGACAACGCUCCCUUCUCGCAGACCCCCGUCAAGUGGAACCUUCCCAAGCUCUGGGGCAUGUCUGUCCUGCUCGGCUGUGUCCUGGCCAUUGGCACAUGGAUUGCCUUGACGACUAUGUUUGCCGGUGGCACCAACGGCGGUAUCAUCCAGAACUUUGGUAACAUUGACGAGGUUCUCUUCCUCGAGAUCUCCCUGACGGAGAACUGGCUCAUCUUCAUCACCCGUGCCAAUGGCCCCUUCUGGUCAUCGAUCCCCUCUUGGCAGCUCACGGGUGCCAUCCUGGUUGUUGACAUCAUUGCCACCCUCUUCUGUAUCUUCGGUUGGUUCGAGAACGGCCAGCAGACCAGCAUCGUUGCCGUCGUCCGCAUCUGGAUCUUCUCUUUCGGCAUCUUCUCCGUCAUGGGUGGUCUGUACUACCUGAUGCAAGGGUCUGCCGGCUUUGACAACCUGAUGCAUGGCAAGUCGCCCAAGCGGAACCAGAAGCAGCGAUCGCUGGAAGACUUUGUUGUCUCCCUCCAACGUGUCUCUACUCAGCACGAGAAGUCACAGUAA
Messenger RNA from Hirsutella rhossiliensis, 2814 nucleotides. RefSeq names its product e1-E2 ATPase domain-containing protein. Gene Ontology annotation, cellular component: plasma membrane. The coding region runs from base 1 to 2814 and encodes 937 amino acids. The record is from RefSeq and is a predicted model, not a curated record. Gene Ontology annotation, biological process: proton export across plasma membrane; regulation of intracellular pH. Gene Ontology annotation, molecular function: ATP binding; P-type proton-exporting transporter activity; ATP hydrolysis activity. NCBI's taxonomy places the organism in Eukaryota, Fungi, Ascomycota, Sordariomycetes, Hypocreales, Ophiocordycipitaceae. The transcript is spliced from 4 exons.